GCUGCCCCCACGGACCAGACCGGCCGAAAGAUACAAGCUCUUGUCAUGCCUCGUUCUGUGUGACCUGUGAAUGUCUCGUCUUUUUGCUCUACCUUGAUUGAAGUACUUCUGUUCUACAUAGAACGUUGUCGAAACGUUUCCCGUUAUCGCACCAAAAAAAGCGUUGGCUUCUUCGUGCUUGUGCACCGAAAACGCACGAAGGACUCUGGGCUUUUUUUUCUUCUGGCGCUGAGGCGUGCCGCUCUCAACUUAACCUCCGCUUCUCUCUUUUUAUCGUCAAUUUGCCUAAUAUCAGCAACGGUGUGGGUGGCCGCCAGUCUUUACUGCCUUCCUUUUUAUCCCCCAAUCGGCAAUCGCGAUCCAGUAUCGUGAUCUCAGCUGCACUCUCCUGGUUUCUGCGACCGACUGCCAACGGUAGUCCCCUCAAAGGUCGACCGACCGACCGAGUCGAACAUCGCGACUUCGUUUUCCAUUCUCUGGGCCGCAGACAGGACAGCAUCGUACCGAAAUGCCUGUAUAGCACCGAUUGUUUUACACACCUACAUUCGUUUCACGUUUCCCGACUACAUCGCGGCGUUGACCACCACCAUACCAAAAUCGAAAUGUUGACAAAAACACACAUUCGCCGAGUGCUUACUCGGCCAAAAACUUAUAUCCCAGCUCUUGCGGUGUUUGUUCUCUGCUGGAUCCUGCUGGCGCAUCACGGUGGCUAUAGAGUGGUUCCUUUCUACGACCGUCCAGUCAACACUGAGCGCGACCCAGAUGAGCGCAAGGAGCUUGCAUUGCAAGCGCAAAGACAACUGUUUGAGAAAGACUGGCGCGAUCUGGAAAAGAAACCUGGACUAGGCGCCGUAUAUGGCAACACCUUGAACAGCCUUACCGACCGGGACACCAGAAAGCCAUCGCACGAGGCCAAGCUGACACUGGGCGACAACUCCACCUCCUUCACCAAGGAACGUCCCGCUAUCUACAACCCAUAUCCCAAGUACAACUCAAAGGAAUGGUUGGCCACUCAUGCCCGGUAUGUGCCUUGCAUUGGAGCCACGGGAGACGAAGUCGAGGAUAUCAAAGUCUUCAGGGGCCGCCCGCGCAACUUCCCCGACCCCGGCUUUGGAAGCUACAGCACGCUUGGACUUGACCGCAACCUUUGCUUCGAAAGAGAGACUCGGAUGGGCCAGUACGGAGUAAACCCGGUGAUGGAUAAGGACGGCCAGCCGGUCAACUGGGACAAGGUCAACUGGGGCGAGUUGCAAUCCAAAUGUGUUGAUCAGAAUCAGGCACGUUUUGCCACGAGCGGUCCGCCGAACGCCUAUGUCGACGAGGAGGAGGACAGCGAGCCUUCCCCCGACCUGAAAAAGUACGACGAGUCUGCCGAGAAGCAGACGCCCAAGGACCUGUUGGCUACAUUCAGACGGUUCUGGCGUGGUCCGGAUGCCCGCCCGCUUCGCUCAAGAUCGAUUAAGGGCGUCUUCGAGAACAAGCGCGCGUACAAUUCGACCGUCAAGGCCGGAGAGGCCAGAACCGCCAUUCUGCUGCGAUCCUACACCGGGAAGGAGUACAAUGAUAACGACAAACAAGCCAUUCGGUCGCUCAUCACAGAGCUCAGCCUGCGAACUGGUGGAGAGUAUCAGGUUUUCUUGUUUGUGCACUACAGAGAAGACGAGUUCGAUAUCUGGGCUAGCGAGGACCUGUACCGUCAAGCGAUUGAGAAGCACGUUCCCGAGGAGCUCCGCAGCAUCACCAUUCUUUGGACCGAGGGAGCCGUUGACAAGAUGUACCCCAAGCUCACUGUCAAGGCGAGGAAGGUGCACAACGGCCAGUUCCUGCCUGUCCAGAUGUUUAUGCAGGAGUUCCGGGAAUUCGACUAUGUUUGGAACUGGGAGAUGGACUCACGGGUGGUUGGCCAUCACUACAAUGUGCUCAACAAGUUGGCUGAGUUUGGCCGCAAGCAGCCUCGACGGGGACUCUGGGAGCGCAACGAGCGCUUCUACAUCCCUUCUUACUAUGGAGGGUUCGAGUCCAAGUUCCGCCAAACGGUGGAGAGACAAGUCGGGGAUGAGACGAUUUGGGGCGCUCCCAAGCUUCCUGUUGUCAACCCUGUCGGCCCCAAGCCACCAGUCGAGAAUCCCAAGGACGACAAUUACAAAUGGGGUGUUGGUGAGGAGGCCGAUCUGAUCACCCUGGCGCCCAUAUUCAAUCCAGUCAACAGCGGCUGGAUUAUGCGCAACCAGGUGUGGGGAUACCGAAACCUGAACUUCCCAUGGGGCAAGCUACCUCGCCGGGCUACGAUUAUCACUCAAGUCAGAGCGUCAAGGAGGUUGAUUGACGUGAUGCAUGCUGAGGAUCUCAGAGGCAACCACGUCGCCUCCGAAAUGGUUUCUCAGACCACCGCUCUCCUCCACGGACUGAAGGCUGUGUAUGCACCCAUGCCAGUCUACUUUGACCGGGCGUGGAGCGGCAGCCAGCUGGCCAAGUGGUUCAACGGAGGCCCCAAGGGGCAAAGUGGCAGCUUCGGCAGCGCCAUGGGAUGGGGACAAGAGGGGAGAUACCUGGGCAGCACAUGGUACUACCGUGCCAUUCCACCUCAGCGAUUGUACAACAACUGGAUGGGGUACGAGGACACUGGCAUCGGCGGCCCCGAGUGGGAGCAGAAGCACGGGAGGACAUGUCUUCCUUCGAUGAUUCUGCACCCGAUCAAGGAGGUGAAGCCAACGGAGAAGGGGUAUUCGACUGAUUCGAAGCUUCCUUAUGAUUGA
Molecule: messenger RNA, 2756 nt
Organism: Podospora pseudocomata
Lineage: Eukaryota; Fungi; Ascomycota; Sordariomycetes; Sordariales; Podosporaceae
Exons: 3
Coding region: 603-2756 (717 amino acids)
Source: RefSeq, a predicted model, not a curated record